CCCUCCCGCGGCGCGGCACCAGGUCACAGGUGUGUUUUGUGAUGUGCAGGUGAAUGCGGACGGGCGCGCGCACGAACUGUCGCGUUUGUCACGAUCGGGUGUCUGUGGAAAAUGAGACAGAACAAAAAUUAGACGUGGAAAUUUGACGUGGAAAAUGUGAAAAUUUUAAGAUUUCGUUUGUUUGUUUUGUGUUUCCGGCGCGAUGUUGUUUUUUAUUUUCUGCCUCCUGCUUCCGGCUGCUUCCGCCCUCAUCGUUCCACCUGCAGCCAAUGUGACCAUCACCUGUCACAACUUCAAAGUGACGACCCGCUGGGUUUACAGCCAGCAGCAGCCGCAGACCGACUUCAGCGUCAGCCUGGACAGCUCUGCUGGGCGUCACGAGGCUCAAACCCAUAACCUCCACUACGAUCUGAGCCCCUUCGUGUGGGAAUCGGAACAUUACCUCGACUUCCACUUUGUCACUGUGACGGCAAAGCACAGAGGUCAGAGGUCAGAACCAGUGCAUUCUCAGACCUUCACGUACAACAAGUUGAAGACGGCUCACAUCAAAUGUCAGCUGGAGUUCCCUGACGUCCGUCUGACCGUGAAGGAUUCCAAAGGUUUGCUGACGUUCCUGAACCCGCUUCACUUUUACCCGGAACUGAAGCCGAAGCAGCAGCUCAGAGAAUUCUCUGGCAAAGUCGUUACCGACAACGAAGAAAUAGUUGGAAGAUGCAGCAGGGAGCAGAUGACCUGCAGACUGGACGUCUUGUUUCGUGGGAAUUCGAGCUGCGUCAUGCUGAAGGGAUGGAUUCUGACUGGGAACCAUGUGGGCAAGGUCAUGUUCAGAAACCCCGACCAAAUCUGCCCACAGGAGACAGAACUGGUCAUGAAUGUGAUCGUCCUCACUGCCAUGCUGUGCAUUGUGAGCGUCGUGGUCACUUUGGUCGCCAUAGUGAUCUGUAGGGUCAGAGCCUGGACCAUGGAGUCACCGCCGCUGCCCAAACCUUUGGACCCUGGGCCUUUGGAUCCAGGUCACAGAGUCUUAACCGUGCAGUCUGACACUUUCUCCAACGUACAGAUCAGUAGUGUCCCCGUGAUGACUCCGGACUUCUACAAGGACGCCCCACAAACCUACGAGGAUGAGUACGGUACCGCCCACAGCGCCGAGUCCUCCUGCUCUGACCUGCUGGGUUCAUCCUCUGACAGGAUGCUGUAUAAGGAUGGAGGACUUUCUGAGACCAGCAACCAGACAACAGCACUCAUGCUGGUGGGACACAGGACAAAUGUGGACUCUGAUAUCCACUCUGACAAAGCCGAGUGGUUUUAUCAGGAGGAGGAGCCUCAGUCACCGUACGACUGCUCACACGUGUUAUGAUGAAAAUGUAUUUAGUUUUUUCCUGCUGUGAGAGUUGUUCCUUUAGAUUUCGGUUGUUUUUAAAGGACAUACCUGACGAGACUGUGAGUCAGAACGUGACGUCAGGCCGUACGUAUGAGGUGGUGAAACUGGCUCUGUGGGAGGAAUGUUCUUGUAUGUGAAUCCAGUGGGCGGAUACUUGUGUUGUCUGUAGAACUGCUCCACGUCCCGUGAGCCCAAACUGGAAUUUCAGCCCAUGAAGGGGCGUGAUGGAAAAACGGCUCUUGCACACAAACUCAACUCUGCCCUUCAUGUUUCUAAAAGAAAGACUGAGAAGUAUGUUUUUAUGUCUUCAGUAACAACAUCAGAAACACAGGAUUAUUUUUUUAUUUAUGAAUGAAUUUUCUGGUUGGACCAUCCAAUGACUGCUGACAAACUGUCCCGUUUAUUAAUCUUAUUCCAACCAAAAAUGUACAUCUUUUAAGAAAACUGGAACAAUGUUUGAUCUCUGUACAAACUGAAACAGACCUCUUAUUUAAUUAAGCUUAUUGAUGUAGUACCAAACCACAAUACAAGUUGCUUCACUGUUUUGUCACCAUUGUUGCAGUUUUAAGCCCAUAAUUCCAAAGUGUUCAGUCAAAGUGAGUCCAAACUAUACCUUUUAGAAAUCUCUGUGAUCAGAUGAAUAAUGUGGAAUACUUCUCAAUAUGAUUGGAGCAUUUUAAAAGUUUGACCUCUGUGUAAUUCUUCAUUGACCUCUACCUGAUUACAGUUAACACCCUGGAUGGCCACCACACGUUCUGUGUUGGCUAUGGUACAGCGAGGCUGGACCGCAAGUCUCGUCUUGACACCUUGUUGUACUGAAAACCUGCGGCCAUGUUGGCACCUCCAUCACCACCGCUUCUGAUUGUCAGUUUCCAUAUAAAUGUUAACCAAAAGAAGGUUACUGAAACACAUCAAUACCGUCACUCCCAAACGAGCUCGUUGUCAAGCCUAGUAGCUUAGUUGAUACCAGAAUCAAUUUUAGCAGCGGUAUGCUAGCUAGCUAAAACAGCCGAGUCAUUUGGACUGAACUCACUGCUCAACCUGGAAACCAGACGAAUAGUCCAAGAGUUGAUAUUUAGCAAAAAUUACUAGAGGUGUAUAAU
Messenger RNA from Thalassophryne amazonica, 2484 nucleotides. It is a transcript of the gene ifngr1, whose product is annotated as interferon gamma receptor 1. The record is from RefSeq and is a predicted model, not a curated record. The transcript has 7 exons. The coding region runs from base 203 to 1357 and encodes 384 amino acids. Lineage: Eukaryota; Metazoa; Chordata; Actinopteri; Batrachoidiformes; Batrachoididae.